This is a messenger RNA of Staurois parvus, 493 nucleotides long. The record is from the annotation of a GenBank genome assembly. NCBI's taxonomy places the organism in Eukaryota, Metazoa, Chordata, Amphibia, Anura, Ranidae.
UGGUGCGCUGUGUCACUCGGACACAGCGGAUCACCGAUCCACGGAAAGAGCCGAAGAUGUCGGCUCAGUCAUGUGAUCAGCUGUGUUCAAUCACAGCUGAUCACAUAAGCUGUCACGCUGAGAGCACUGAUGAUCAGAUUGCCCUGAUGAUCAGUGUGGCCCAGCUGUGCCACCUGUUAGUGUCCAUCAGUGCCAUGUGUCAGUGCUCAUCCAUGCCACCUACCAGUGCCCAUCAGUGCCACGUCAGUGCCAUAUUUCAGUGCCUACCCCCCCAGUGCACAUCAAUGCCGCAUAUCAGUGCCCAUCUGAGCUGCCUUUCAGUGUCGCCUAUCAGUGCCAGUCAGUGCCACCUAUCAAUGCCAGUCAGUGCCACCUAUCAGUGCUGCCAACCAGUGCCACCUAUCAGUGCCAGUCAUCAGUGCCGCCUAUUAGUGUGCAUCAGUGCCGCCUAUCAGUGCCCAUCAGUGCUGCCUAUCAGUGCCACCUAACAGUG